AUGGACAAAGAUCCUAAUUUAGAAAUCCAACUCCCUCCUGGAUUUAGAUUCCACCCUUCUGAUGAGGAGCUCAUUGUUCACUAUCUGAGAAACAAAGUGACUUCAUCUCCCCUUCCAGCUUCAUUCAUAGCUGAAAUAGAUCUUUACAAGAAUAAUCCAUGGGAGCUCCCAAGUAAAGCAUUGUUUGGGGAGGAUGAAUGGUAUUUCUUUACUCCUAGAGACAGAAAGUAUCCCAAUGGAGUGAGGCCUAACAGAGCAGCUGGUUCAGGUUAUUGGAAGGCUACUGGGACUGACAAACCUAUUCUUACUUCCUGUGGAAUGAAGAGCAUUGGAGUGAAGAAGGCCCUUGUGUUCUACAAGGGACGUCCACCCAAAGGAUCUAAAACUGACUGGAUCAUGCACGAGUAUAGGUUGCAUGAUUCAUUGAUCUUGAAUUCCAAGCAAAGAAGGUCUAUGAGACUGGAUGAAUGGGUGCUAUGCCGGGUUCGACAAAAAAUCAGCAACCCAAGAAGCAUUUGGGAAGAUUCAAAUGAACUUAGUUAUGAACCAAUUACAAGCCACUUUCAACAAAUGAAUGAGAACUCUAAUCUUGAACCAGUCAAAAUCUCUCUGCAGAAUGAAUAUCCAAUGUUACCUUAUAUUCUGGCUUCUGAGAGUACUCUGCCUAAUUCCAUUGGAAUGGCCUCAAGCUCACGCUCUUGUUGUAAUGAUGAUAUAAAAGAAUAUGCUUCAUUGCAUGAAGACAACUUAAACAUAGUAGGAGCACAGUUCUUAGCAUCUGCAGCUGAGGGCUUCUUUAAUCCGCUGAAGAGAAAAGCCAUUGAAGAAAAUCAGUUGGACCUUUAUGCUCCCCUCAAUAAAAUACUAAGGAAAGAAGUUGAUGAUGGAAAGCAAAAACUUGAAAUAGAUGUAAGCAAAGGGUACAAUUUCAACAACUUUGAGCAUUGGACUUCCAUUAUACAACCUCAAGAGCUUAAUGGCUUAGCCUUCACGGGAUAUACAUGA
Messenger RNA from Gastrolobium bilobum, 1005 nucleotides. Its product is annotated as NAC domain-containing protein 2-like. The transcript is spliced from 3 exons. NCBI's taxonomy places the organism in Eukaryota, Viridiplantae, Streptophyta, Magnoliopsida, Fabales, Fabaceae. Bases 1 to 1005 code for a protein of 334 amino acids. Gene Ontology annotation, molecular function: DNA binding. The record is from RefSeq and is a predicted model, not a curated record. Gene Ontology annotation, biological process: regulation of DNA-templated transcription.